This is a messenger RNA of Penicillium samsonianum, 750 nucleotides long. RefSeq lists its product as uncharacterized. NCBI's taxonomy places the organism in Eukaryota, Fungi, Ascomycota, Eurotiomycetes, Eurotiales, Aspergillaceae. The transcript has a single exon. The record is from RefSeq and is a predicted model, not a curated record. Bases 1 to 750 code for a protein of 249 amino acids.
AUGGACCGAGAAUCCCAGGCACAUCAGUUGUUUUGCGUUAAUGCCCAGUUCCGGGUGUUGAUUUGCCAGAAAUGUCAAUACGCCGUACGGCAGGACCAUGUCAAGACCCAUUUAAGUAGUACCAUGCAUCGUAUCCCCAGUCCACACGCAGAGUAUAUCCAGAACAUCGUCCAGCAGUGGGACGGGAUUGAUGAGGAGCCCGAGGUGUCCCGUUGGCCCCACCAGAUAGAGGAACCCAUCCCCGAGUUACCCGUGUAUGAGGAUGGGAUAUUGUGCCGGAAAUGCGAGGUGUACACAUGCCGCCAGAUCCGUACCAUGAAGGCGCAUUGGAUCGAGACGCAUCAUUAUCGGGUGCAGCAAGGCCGCGGCCGUCCCGCACCCACACAGGCACAACGCAUCCAGGCCACCAUCAGCGCCAAUAUUCGGCCCGUGUUAUGCCAGCGGAUAUUCACCCAAGGGCCCGGGUCCCAUUACAUCCAUAUCGCGCAGCCAAAUCCCAAUGAACCCCCCGAGGACCCCGUUGAAGAUCCCGACCGUAUUCACCGGUUGAUGCAAACGAUUGAGGAGUAUCAACAGCAAGACCAACAGGCCCAUGAAACCAUCGUGCAGGCAGGGGAUUUAGAUGAAGCCACGCCAUGGUUGAAUCGGACGGGAUGGGUGCGGUAUUUGCAAGGGACCCCCGGAAGCCAUUGUUCGAGAGUAUCCAGCGCCCCGAGGAGGACGCCGAGGGACCGGAGCGCGCCGCAUUAG